AUGGCGUUAGCUCGCCGGUUCAACAAAAUGUUCGUUCAGGGAGGGAAGCAAGAAGGGGCCCCCGCCCCCUCCGGCAAGCCUCGCAAUCCGCACACGCAAACGUCGCAAGAUCUCGACAACAACAGCGAGCCUCGUCGCUCGCGAUCAUUCGCACGUCGCAGCUACGACAGCAGCGCGGCUCCCGCUGGUUCGACUCCACCCACCGACGCUUUCGCGAAAAUGCGGUUACCAUCGUCGGCUUCGGUGGACGGGAAGCGGGAUGCUGCGGGUCAAUCGGGUGAUCAUCUCGUGGACUCCCCCGAUAAAGUCACAUCGAAAUGGAGCAAAGCCGACUGGCAGGAGAUCAUCAGCGCCUUACAGACGGCUUCUAAAGGGUGUCACAAGUGCGGAGAUUCCUCCGCCAAUCCCUCCCUCGCUUCCGCCUUGCGCCUCGUCUCUCAGCUAAAAGCCGGUGGCACCUCCUUCCCGGACAUGCACGGCGCAAUGACGGACGAUGGCCCGUCCGCGUGCCCUUACCUAGGCGGAAAGGCUGGGGGAGGAGGGGCGGGGGGAGAUGCGGGGGAAAGAGGGCCGCGGGUGGCGGGGCUGGUUCGGACGCCCUCUGGCGCGAGCAGUAACACGGACUCGCUUAUAACGGGGACGACUCAUAGCGUGGGAGUGGGAGCUGGAGCGGGAGGGGGAGGGGGGAGCGUUGUGAGCGCAGCUGACCUUCUGAAUCGGAGAAUGCUGUCGAUGAUUACUAAGGCGCACGAGCUGUACGCCAAGGAUACGACUCCCAAUGGCAGCAAGGUGGCAGAUUUUCUCCUCUCCCAGCUGCUGGAGCUCACCCAGUCGCCUGCUGGCUUCAUCUGCAGCGCCGUACGGAAGCCCGACGGCGCUGUUUCCCUCAAGACCCACUCUAUCACCAACUUUGCAUGGACGAGGGAGCUGCGCCUGUGGUACACGGAGAAUGCCGCCAAGGGGCUCGUCUUCAGCAACCUCAACACGCUCUUCGGCCAUAUUGUGAAGACCAGCGAUGUGGUUCUCAGCAACAACGCUCCGGACGACCCUCGCUCUGCUGGCCUGCCCCCCGGCCACCCCCCCAUCCACAACUUCCUAGGCGUCCCGCUAUUCCAUGGUUCGGAGCUGAUAGGGGCGUGGGCGGUGAGCAACAGGAAGGGGGGGCUCGGAGCUGAUAGGGGCGUGGGCGGUGAGCAACAGGAAGGGGGGCUGAUAGGGGCGUGGGCCGUGAGCAAUAAGAAGGGGGGGUACGAGGAGAGCAUGCUGGGGAAGCUGCAACAUGCCUGCCUGCCAGUGACUCAACCUCAUGUAUAUCCUGCUCCCUGCCUUCCCCAUUCACCUAGGUUCCGAGCUGAUAGGAGCGUGGGCGGUUCCGAGCUGAUAGGCGCAUGGGCAGUGAGCAACAGGAAGGGAGGGUAUGAGGAAUCCAUGCUGGGGGAGCUGCAGCCUGUCUGUGACUUAACCUCCUUUAUUCCCUUCUUCUCCAUUCCGUACUUGCUGCCAGGUUCCGAGCUGAUAGGGGCGUGGGCAGUGAGCAACAGGAAGGGAGGGUAUGAGGAAUCCAUGCUGGCGGAGAUGCAGCCUGUGACUAAAACGGUGGCCCAGAUAGUGGCGGGCAUUCAGGGCAGGAAGAAAGCAGCCGAGAAGGAGAAACUCAUGGCGUCCAUGCUCAAGGUAGGGGUGGCCUUGACGCUUCAAUUCAACGGGCAAGGGAAGAAGAAGUGCAUUUGGGGCAGGAAGAAGCGGCCGAGAAGGAGAGAGAAGCGCAUGGCGUCCAUGCUCAAGGGCAGGAAGAAAGUGGCCGAGAAGGAGAAGCGUAUGGUGUCCAUGCUCAAGGGGGGCUCGAUGCUCAAGGCAGGGGGGCUCGAUGCUCAAGGCAGGGGGGCUCGAUGCUCAAGGCAGGGGGGCUCGAUGCUCAUCAUGAUUAGUCGACUCAAAAGCCACCGCUUCCCUAACUCCUCUUCCGUGCGCCUCUGCCCCUCCCUGCUCUCUCCACGGAGCACCAUAGAAGCCGUCAUAGCACUGGACAACAGCGGCACCAUCACGGCUGUGCAGUCCCAUGCCCCUUCUCAUGCAUGUUUGUAUGUGUGUUCCCUCUCCCCUCCUUUCCACUGCCCUCCCCUCCCUGCCCUCUCUCAGAGCACCAUAGACGCCAUCAUUGCUCUGGACGACGGCGGCACCAUCACGGGAAUGAACCGGGCGGCGCGGACCCUGUUUGAAUUCACUCAAAUCUUGCCCCCCCCUCCCCUCCCCUCCCCUCCCCUCCCUGCCCUCUCUCAGAGCACCAUAGACGCCAUCAUUGCUCUCGACGACGGCGGCUCCAUCACGGCAAUGAACCGGGCGGCGCGGACACUGUUUGGAUUCACCGAAUCUGGCACCGGCAGCAGCGGGGAUGACGUGGACGCGUCCACUCUCCCCGACACCCUCCACAUCACGGAUCUUCUGGAGUCUGUGGAUGGGUCAGAAGACUUUAUAGAGACCGAAGACUUUAUAGAGACCGAAGACUUUAUAGAGACCGAAGACUUUAUCGAGAACGGUGAGCACGGGGAUGGUGUGAAUGCACCUAGUCAGACGUGGGCGCGUCCACCCUCCCAGACACCCUCCACAUCACGGAUCUUCUGGAGUCUAUCGAUGGCUGAUGGGACACCCACCCACAUGGUCGGCGGCAGCAGCGGGGAUGACGUGGACGCAUCGACUCUCCCCGACACCCUCCACAUCACGGACCUUCUUGAGUCUGUUGAUGGAUCUGAGGACUUCAUAGAGACUGGCCUCGACACGUUUAUAGGAGACGACCGCCCGGUGUCAGCCGUCGGGCGGCAGAUCGUGGGCGGCAAGGUCUUUUUGGAUCUAUCUGUGGCGUCAGGCGCUACUGCUGACGUGGCAUACGUGCUGACAGCGCGGGAGCUUCAGGCAGGCGGUGGGAACAUGCAUGUGCCUGGCACACCUGGUUCGGCUUACAGUGGGGGAGGGGGGAGUAUGAGUGGGGAGAUGGCAGAAAUGGGGGGCAUGGGAAGAAUGGGGGGCAUGGGGGGGAUGGGGGGCAUGGGAGGAAUGGGGGCAAUGGGGGGAAUGGGAGGAAUGGGAGGAAUGGGGGGAAUGGGGGCCAUGGGCAUGGGUAGGGGUAUGCAUGGGGGCAUGAGUGGGGGCAUGGGUGGGGGUAUGGGCGGGGGCAUGGGUGGGGGUAUGGGCGGGGGCAUGGGUGGGGGUAUGGGGGCUUAUGAUUCGAUGGGGCAUGGUCGGGGCGGGAUGGGUGCGAUGAGGCCUGGGGCUGGUGGUGGUGCUGGUGGGGUGGGUGCUGGGGCAUCUGCUGGUUCGGAAUUCGGUGGUAUGGGCGGUGCUGGUGGUGGUGGCAUCAAGUUGGCAGGUCUUGAUAUCAAGCCGUAUCAGCAGAAGCAGCAGUCCGGUACUAGUAGUUGCGAAAGUUAUGCGCAGAAGGAUGAGUACAACACGUAUGUGUAUGAUGGAAAUGGUAUUUAA
Molecule: messenger RNA, 3477 nt
Organism: Closterium sp. NIES-65
Lineage: Eukaryota; Viridiplantae; Streptophyta; Zygnematophyceae; Desmidiales; Closteriaceae
Source: the annotation of a GenBank genome assembly